AUGCAGGGACGACUAGAAGAACUAGCCAUCCUGAUGGAAUGGACGUUCAUCUUGACAUUGCUUCUCAACAACGUCAAAACGAUGCCUGCUUCUGAAACUUGUGGCUCGAGAUUUUGCUCAACCGACCGACACCACCCUCUUUGCCGCUACGCCCGUUGGAAAGCUCCCAGACCAGAGAGAAAACCACCACCAAUCCAGGAGGACCAGCAGACUGUGACUGCACCCGCAACUCCCACGCCGAAGCCAUCAAGCUCAUCUGCUCCAGAAGAUGAUGGAAUUCCAGCACAGCCAAUUGCUUCUUCAUCACGAAGUCGCAAUCUCAACCAGCACCAGAAUCGCACACGCGGCACACCUCCCAUGAUGUUGGCUUUCUUGGCUAAAGGGGCUCAGCAAGAAAGGGCCCGACAAGCAUCCGCCGCCACACAAACGCUUCCAUAUCGAGGAUCAAGAUCCUCAUUGGAAGAAACAGCUGGUCCAUCAGCACCACCUAGCAUUCCGAACUUGCCUACCACAUCGACAAACUCCAGCGCGCCACUGCUCUUCACACACGGCGGCCCCGGCGAAACGCAUCGAAAGCUACACAGCGAUCCAUACCAAUACAACAUUCCAGAUCUAGCCUCCGGUCCACCUUACUUCCACGUCACAUUGACAUAUUAUGCCGUGCAAGGAGGUCUGUUACCCGAACAGCAUAUAGGACAAUAUACCUCGAAAGUCGGAUGUUGGAAUUCGCUGGCUGCGGCUCGAGAAGGUGCUCGAAGGCAUUCGCUAGGUUCGAGAUUUUGUAAUCAUCCAGUCCAUGUUGUGGUGAAACCUAUCAUUGGUGGCGUUGAGGCGAAGGUGAGGAAUAACAGGGGAUUUAAUGGUCGUCCUGAUCGAUUGAGUGAGCCGUGGGGAGGAGGUGCUUUUAUUGAGAUUGUGGAAUCUUUGAAUCGUUUUCCGGGAUAUUAG
This is a messenger RNA of Ramularia collo-cygni, 948 nucleotides long. RefSeq lists its product as uncharacterized. The record is from RefSeq and is a predicted model, not a curated record. Bases 1 to 948 code for a protein of 315 amino acids. The transcript has a single exon. Lineage: Eukaryota; Fungi; Ascomycota; Dothideomycetes; Mycosphaerellales; Mycosphaerellaceae.